Durusdinium trenchii is the source of this 221-nucleotide messenger RNA. NCBI's taxonomy places the organism in Eukaryota, Dinophyceae, Suessiales, Symbiodiniaceae. The record is from the annotation of a GenBank genome assembly.
GUUGAUAUGGCCCCGAUCGAACGCCGGGUGUCCUCUUGGGCAGCCUGGGCGAAGCGCGCGGGUCAGCGGCCGCGGAUUGGUGUGAUGUUGUCGUCCAAUGCCUUCAGCCACAAUGAGUUCGUGAUGGGCGCCCAACUGUUGGCACAUCCGCAUGUCCAGGCGAUCUUCCCUUUGAGCUUUCACCACGCAUUGCAGCUGGGGCCUUUGGGCCAAACUCACAG